UUGUCCUCUGUGUGCACUUGCAGGUGUCGGGAAGUCUUCGCUUGUUCAUCUUUUAUGCCAAAACCAGGUUUUGGGAAACCCGUCCUGGACAGUGGGCUGCUCGGUGGAUGUUCGAAUCCAUGACUACAAAGAAGGGACUCCAGAAGAGAAGACCUACUACAUUGAGCUGUGGGAUGUUGGAGGUUCAGUGGGUAGUGCCACUAGUGUGAAAAGCACACGAGCAGUAUUUUAUAACUUGCUGAAUGGGAUAAUUUUAGUGCAUGACUUAACCAACAAGAAAUCAUCCCAGAAUUUGUAUCGCUGGUCUUUGGAAGCACUCAACAGAGAUGUUGCUCCAACAGGAGUUCUUGUGACAAAUGGUGACUAUGACCGUGAACAGUUUGCUGAUAACCAGAUUCCACUGCUGGUAAUAGGAACUAAGCUGGAUCAGAUCCCAGAAACUAAGCGGAAUGAAGUUUUGACCAGAACAGCUUUCUUGGCUGAGGAUUUCAAUGCCGAAGAGAUAAAUUUGGAUUGCACCAAUCCUCGUUACCUGGCUGCAGGUUCAUCCAAUGCUGUCAAGCUAAGCAGGUUUUUUGAUAAGGUCAUAGAGAAGAGGUACUUCUUAAGAGAUGGCAAUCAGAUUCCUGGCUUCUCUGAAAGGAAAAGGUUUGGAGGAGGAACACUGAAGAGCCUUCAUUAUGACUGAAUACGGAAGAAGUGGAAGAUGACUUCUCCGAGUCUCUAACGGCAUUCCCAUUCCGACUGGAUGCUUAAAGACAAUAAUGGUUAUAUCAAGCAGAGUAAAAUGAUUUUAUGCUUUGGCUGGGUAGACUGCUGAAGCUACUUUUGCUGGAAAAGACUUGGGGAAGAAUUUCCAAAAAUCUAAUCUGAAGCCUAGAGCGUUUCUUAGGAUUGCAGGCUGUCUGGAUAUAUGGGAACAUUUGGGGAAAGUGUGCAAUAAAUUGAAUGCCUCUCACACUGCUGUGGGAAACUUCAUCAUACACAGCAUGUAUAUGCGACAUCUUUGUCUCUGUUUUGGAAAACUUAUGGACAUUCUUUGCAAGGAAUUACAUUCGUCUUACCUCUGAAGGAAAGAUGAUACUGAGUGGGCAUCUCAUUUACAGUAAAGUGAACAAAACAAGUGAGCAAAAUGUAAGGAUGGGUAAGAAAUAGUCUGCAAAAUAAUAGAAUGCCUUCAUUAAAUGAAUGUCUCACCUGGAACACACUGUUCAGCCCUAUUCAAAAGGAAUAAAAGAAAUGGGCAAGAGAUGAAAAAAGAUUUGAAGCCUUCAAAAGAAAAUGAUGAGUAGAAAACAAGUCGUAUUAAUUCUGCUGCUUAAAUUGUAAUUGUUUACUUUGGGGAGGACAAAGUGAAUCAGUUACUCCUGUUUAUCUUUUCAUAAUUGAGUUUGGUCUUGUUCUUAAUAUUAAAUUAAAAGGC
Molecule: messenger RNA, 1423 nt
Organism: Balearica regulorum gibbericeps (East African grey crowned-crane)
Lineage: Eukaryota; Metazoa; Chordata; Aves; Gruiformes; Gruidae
Source: RefSeq, a predicted model, not a curated record